This is a messenger RNA of Microdochium trichocladiopsis, 1603 nucleotides long. Its product is annotated as tryptophan synthase beta subunit-like PLP-dependent enzyme. The transcript has 2 exons. NCBI's taxonomy places the organism in Eukaryota, Fungi, Ascomycota, Sordariomycetes, Xylariales, Microdochiaceae. Gene Ontology annotation, molecular function: threonine deaminase activity; pyridoxal phosphate binding; L-serine ammonia-lyase activity. The record is from RefSeq and is a predicted model, not a curated record. Bases 266 to 1408 code for a protein of 380 amino acids. Gene Ontology annotation, biological process: L-serine catabolic process; L-threonine catabolic process.
CGUCUCUGAAUGCUCCGCUCUCUUGCCAGCAACUACGUCCCUUCCUUAGACGUCUCCUAAACCACGUACGUUAUAUAGGCGUGUCUUUCCACUCGUAGGAAGCACAGAUCUCUUCGUCACUCAGACCCUCUCAGACUUCUGCCACUUCAAACAGUCAAUCUUACACCUUGGUCCGCUACAUGCACGGAUAGAACUUCCUCACCAAGACAAACUCACCACUUACACGCCAUCGCUUGCCCAGAGCAAGACUGACACAACAACCAGCAUGGGCUCACACUCGCCGGAACCCCAGAAGCUCUGGGUCGAGACGUCAUGCAUACCAUCGCUGCCGCUCUCCCGCGCAGCUGGCUGUAACAUCUUUCUCAAGCUCGAGAACCUCCAGCCCUCGGGCUCCUUCAAGUCCCGCGGCAUCGGAUCCAUGAUGUACCGGGCCUUCCUGGAGCGCUGCUCAUCUCUGGGCCGGGCUCCGGCCUCAUCAUCCUCGGCCCACGACGAGGAGCCGAUAGUGCACUUCUACUGCUCAUCGGGCGGCAACGCGGGCCUGGCGUGCGCCACGGCCGCCGCGACCCUGGGCCAGCCGUGCACCAUUGUGGUGCCCACGCUCGUGACGCCCUUUAUGACGGACAAGCUGCGCGCCCUGGGCGCCGAGGUCGUCCAGAUCGGCGAGAACUGGGCCGUCGCGGACGCGCACCUGCGCGAGAACCUGCUCUCCCGCGAUGCCGAGAGGGGCGUGUACGUGCCCCCCUUUGACCACCCGCACGUCUGGCACGGCGCGUCGGGCAUGGUCGACGAGAUUAUCGCGCAGGUGAGCAGCCUGGGCGGCGGCGGCGUCGGCGGCGGCAGCCAGCGGGACGAUGCCCACCAAGUCGAUGCGAUCGUGUGCAGCUGCGGUGGCGGCGGGCUGCUCAACGGCAUCAUGGAGGGCGUCAAGAGACACGCCAAGGCAUCAUCGCAGACAACGGAGAACGGGGGACCCGUCACGCCACCGCGGGUGCUGGCCGUCGAGACCGUCGGCGCCGAGAGUCUCGACGCGAGCAUCAAGGCCGGCAGGCUGGUCACUCUGCCUGCCAUCACGAGCAUCGCGACCUCGCUCGGCGCGCCGACCGUCUCGGCCCGCACGUUCCAGUGGGCCCGGGAGGCGCCGCACCUGAGCAAUCUCGUCGUCUCGGACGCCGACGCCGUCAUGGGCUCGGUGCGCUUUGCCGACGACGCCAGGAUCCUCGUCGAGGUGGCGUGCGGCGCGGCGAUAUGUCCCGCUUACAACGGCGAUCUGCGGCGCUGCCUGGGCCAGGGCUUGAGCGAUGAGGAGUGGAGCAGGAAGAAUGUCGUGCUGGUGGUGUGCGGAGGAUCCAAUGUCUCGCUGGAUAUACUGAGGGGUUAUCGGGAGAAGUACAAUGUUCACGCUUGAGACGACAUCAUGAAGGGCAGGCGUGUCGGACUGGGUAUGUAUCACAUAUAUCUUUUUGUGAUGUUGUUCACUAGAUAGACAAGAGGUCAAGGGGGACAAGGAUGAUAUGACAUAUCUUCCUUGUCCGUUCUUAUUAAACAUAUAGAUUUUGCCUACUUCGUUCAAAGACACUUGAGAAGAUCAUGGAGACCGAAU